Messenger RNA from Oppiella nova, 376 nucleotides. Lineage: Eukaryota; Metazoa; Arthropoda; Arachnida; Sarcoptiformes; Oppiidae. The record is from the annotation of a GenBank genome assembly.
AUUCGAUUGAACGCUUAAUCGCUUUCCCUCUCAAACCCUCCCAAACCCUCUCACAGUGUGUUUCAAAGGGAAAGGCAUUGCGUUUGGAAAGAGUGUGUGUUUUAUGAGUGAAUCUAUUGUCAGAUCUAUAGCUAAGUCACAGUCACUACGAAAGAGUGCAUAAAAAAGGAGUCAAAUCGGAGUCCAUUCGCACAAAGGCUACCAUUCAGUGCACACCUAUUGACCACCAAUUCAAACACUUGAUCCAUUGAUCCGAAGACAUCACACAAUGAGUGACACAGAAGUGGCAGCACUGGAGCCGCAGACCAAUGGAGGGCCCAAACGAGGCAGAGGGCGGCCCAAGAAGGACCCCAACGCACCCCCGAAGGCCUCCCAA